ACCCCCUCCGCACCCGUGAUGCCAACGUCUGAAUCCCCGAACCCGCUGGACAGCGUGUCUGCCAAGUGACGUGCACGGAGAGAAUAAGAAAUAAAGAUAUGUAUUUUCGUUAAAGCAAAACGUUGGAUUGGAUCGAUUAAUCGGAAAGGGUCUCAUGCACAAAAAUAUCAUAGCUUGCCACCGUUGAAUGAUGUACAGCGACGGAACGGCAGCAACAGACAGAUACAUCUGAAGCGAUAAUCCAUAUGGUCACCGGAAUGACGACGAUGAUGAGGGUAGAGAUGAAGGUUUCGUGGCUGGCCGCGGCUGUCUGUCUGCUGUGUGUGCUCCAGUCAGCAGUGUGUCGGGAGGUCUCACUGCCCCCCGGCCCCCUGUACCGCGUGGCCGGGUUCCCCCUCUCCCUCCCCUGCUCCGUCUCGGGCUACGAGGGCCCCAGGACCCAGGACUUUGAGUGGUUCCUGUAUCGCGAGGAUGCGGCCGGGAGGCAGAUGGGCGUGGUGUCCACCCGGGACCAGGGCUUCCCCUACGCCCCCUUCCAGGGCCGGGUGAGGGCGGGGGAAGUGAAGGUGGAGAGGGACGCGGGGAACAGGGCCAGGCUGGUGGUGCAGCGCUUGAGGACGGAGGACCAGGGAAGGUACGAGUGUUACACCCCCAGCACCGACGCCAAGUACCUGGGCAACUACAGCGCCUCCGUCACUGUCAAAGUAAUCCCAGACACUCUCCAGAUCAGCUACUCCCGCUCCCUGACUGGCCAGCCCGUCCCGGAGGGGGCGGAGCUACAGCUCACCUGCUCGGCCGGCGUCCAAUCGGAGCAGCACACCCACGUGUCCGUCACGUUUGGCGUGCGGGGCGGGCCAGGGGAUGCGGAGGGGGCAGGGGGGCCGGGGGCCGGCGUGAGGGAGGUGAUAGCUGUGGAUAAGGAUCUGGUGGUGAGGCCGGGGGAAGCCUUGUCCUACGGGAAGCGCUACGAGGCCGGAGAGAUCUCGCUGGAGAAGAGGGGCGUGGAUUCCGGCCGCCACGCCUACGUGAUGAAGAUGAGGGCCGUGGCCCCGGAGGAUUCUGGGACGUUCUACUGCGAGGCGGCGCAGUGGAUCCUGGACCCUGUGGGACGCUGGGAGAAGAUCGCACAGAGGACGCUGGACAUAGGGAACCUCACCGUGCUGCCCCUAGCCAAGUCUCUGGAGGUGACCUCCAGCCCCAGAGGAGAGGUGACCCUCCAGACCGGGUCUCCCCUCACCCUGACCUGCGAGGUGGGGGGGCUGCCAGGAGGGGGUUGUUCAGCCCUGCUGGUGCAGUGGAUGAAGCGGGGGUCAGGGGGGUCCGGGGAGGUGGAGGUGGCCCGCAGCGGCCCCGACGGGGUGGUGAGCUGGGGGGAGGAGGGCCGGCGGGGAGGAGGCUCCAUGGAGCAGGAGGGCGAGGGGAAGUACGCGCUGCGCCUGUUCUCCGCCCGGCCAGGAGACUCGGGGGUGUACGUGUGCUCCGUUAGCGUGUUCACCGGCGGCCAGGCGGGACGCCCCGCCGUCACACGGAGGUCAGAGGGCGUGACCGUCAACCUCAAGACCAAAGAGGUGCUGGUGUCGGCGGGGGCGGAGCUAGCCCGCGGGCCGCUGCUGAAGCGAGGCAGCACCGUCACGCUGCUGUGCAACGUCUCCGUGGUAACCACCGGCCCCACUCAGGUGGAGGUGAGCUGGCUGCGAGCGCCGCUCCAGGAGCCCGUGACAUCAUCAGCCGGGGACGAGGAGGAGGCGGGAACGCUCCUCGCCGCGCUGAGCUACGACGGCCUGGCGCGUUCCUACGGUAACGGCAGCGAGGCGAGCGUGGAGCGCAUGGCGGCGGGAUGCUACCGGCUGAGGAUCCACGCGGUGGAGCCGGAGGACCAGGGCCGGUACCGGUGCCAGGCGGAGGUUUGGGGGCAGGACCCCCACGGAGGCUGGUACAACACCGGGGCCAAGGCCCGCUCCUCCAGCGUCAGGGUGUACCUGUACGCCCGGGCGGCUGACCUCCUCCUCAUCCCCCUGGUCAUCGGCGUGUCCUCUGCCCUGUUCGUGGGCAUACUCAUCAUCGCCACGGUAACGUGCUGCUUCAUGAAACGGUUGGCCAGGCAACGCUCCCCAAAGUAAGAGAAAGUCCCAUCUCCCAGCAUGCCUCAGCCACCAAUCAGGUGCCAGGGUGUGGCGUGAAACAGGAAGUCAUGGUAGAAGCUGUGAGGUGUCAGAUACUGGAUCAGCUGACCUGUGGGGAACUGCUCUGGUUCUGCUGCACCUGGUAACACACCUGUCGACACCUGGACCAACAUCUGUCCAAACCUGGACCUACACCUGGACCUACACCUGGACCUACACCUGGAGACUUGGACCAACACCUCCCACACCUGUCCACCCCUGUCCACACCUGUCCACACCUGUCCACACCUGUCCAGGUCACACAAACACAACUCUCAGACAUCAUGGUACCAAACUGUUUUCUCUCCCCAACCCCAACUAUAUAAAUACAGUACAUGUAUAUACUGUAUAUGUAGAUAUAUAUUCUCCUACCUAUGUGAAAGGUGUUUGUAUUAUCCACUGUUAUGGAUGUGAGGUUGUCCUCCACAUGAGUAGGAUCUAGAAGGAGGUGAAGAAUGUUUCUUUCCCAAUCACCUCCCCGUCACCUCUCACCUGGCAGGUAGUGUUUUUUUUCCUGCAGAGUGUGUUAGCUGGUUGUGUGUGCCGCAGAGCUGUGUCACAAUGUCAUGUUCUGCAAUGAUGAUUUAAAUGCAACACAUGUUUACAAACAGCCCUCCUGCACUGCCAAUUGCCUCUGCUGCCACGCACACACACACACACACCUCCAAAGUACACCUGAGAGAGGUUGUGUGAGAACAAGGAUCUCUCCUUCCUGCAGAAGAGUUUCAGGGAGACAGCUGUAUCCUCCCCACACCCCUCACCUCCCCGACCCUCCCCAUCUCCCCUGGCCCUCCCCACACCCCUCACCUCCCCACCCCUCCCCACCCCUCCCCAUCUCCCCUGGCCCUCCCCACACCCCUCACCUCCCCACCCCUCCCCAUAUCCUCCAGCUGGUCUCUCCUCCAGCUGGUCUCUCCUCCAGCUGGUCUCUCCUCCAGUUGGUCUCUCCUCCAGCUGGUCUCUCCUCCAGUUGGUCUCUCCUCCAGUUGGUCUCUCCUCCAGCUGGUCUCUCCUCCAGCUGGUCUCUCCUCCAGCUGGUCUCUCCUCCAGUUGGUCUCUCCUCCAGCUGGUCUCUCCUCCAGCUGGUCUCUCCUCCAGCUGGUCUCUCCUCCAGCUGGUCACUCCUCCAGCUGGUCUCUCCUCCAGCUGGUCUCUCCUCCAGCUGGUCUCUCCUCCAGCUCCUCACAUCGCUGGUUUUUCUCUCAGUGUGCUCCACGUGACCCUGAGGCAGGGUCUGGCAGCAGUGCAGGCUGGGUAAUCCCUGUGGUAAUGCCAGCUCACAGCAGCACUGAGCCCCCCUCCCCCCCCCACACUCAGCCUGCCUGGAGCUUGUAUUUAAUGCUUCCCUGUUCUCCUGUGGAGCAUCGAGGCAAACCCAGCUAUUUAAAUUGUUUGUUGUUUUUCAUGUUGUCGUUUUUUUUUCCAAUGUCCCACUAACAUUUUGUUGCACUGUUGAGAUACAGAACUAAUGUCUGUCUUCUGUGGUGUUUGGAAGGUGUUCUGGUACUGUUUCUUAUAUGAAUUGUUUACUGAUUUGAUAUGACCACUUCUUUGUCAUUUUUUGGGGGGAGGGAAUUUGCAACCCUUGACAUGCACACACAUUUAUGGCUCGUUCAUGUAUUUGUUCUGUUGUUAUGGUGCUUUGGCAUUGCUGCCGUUCAAAACAAACAAUAAACCGCUCCCGAUUUACAAAGA
Messenger RNA from Osmerus eperlanus (European smelt), 3857 nucleotides. It is a transcript of the gene igsf8, whose product is annotated as immunoglobulin superfamily, member 8. Lineage: Eukaryota; Metazoa; Chordata; Actinopteri; Osmeriformes; Osmeridae. Bases 246 to 2120 code for a protein of 624 amino acids. Gene Ontology annotation, cellular component: membrane. The record is from RefSeq and is a predicted model, not a curated record. The transcript has 7 exons.